Messenger RNA from Pleurotus ostreatus (oyster mushroom), 1833 nucleotides. RefSeq lists its product as uncharacterized. Lineage: Eukaryota; Fungi; Basidiomycota; Agaricomycetes; Agaricales; Pleurotaceae. The transcript has 4 exons. Bases 1 to 1833 code for a protein of 610 amino acids. The record is from RefSeq and is a predicted model, not a curated record.
AUGGCCUACAACGAUAGCAGCUCCUCGUCUCGUCGUCCUCGAACCUCUCCUUCCCCAAAGUCUAGCUCCGGCGGAUUUGGAAGGAUGUUCUCCUCUCUGAAGAGCAGGGCAGCCGCCCUUGUCUCUCCGUCUCCGUCUCCUGCUUUCCCCAGUAGCUCGUGUCAAGAUAGUGAUGUGAAAACCGCAUACUCCCAUUCUUCUUCGACUGUAGCUUCCCUUCGAAAACAUGGUCUUGCCAAUAACCCGCGACCGCCAGUCAUCCGAACCUCCCUCUCCUCGUUCCCACCCUCCUCGUCUUCGUCUUCCACUUCCAGUUCGCCAUCGCCAUCACCUACACCUUCUUCAUCCAAGCGUUACAACAUCCAUCCCGACAACGUAUCGCCUUCUCACAAGCUCCACGAUGAACAGAUAAUGCAUCUCCAAGAUCAGAUUUCUGUCCUUCAAUGUGCUGUAGGAUCUCAUCUUCAGAGAAUCUCUGUGAUCUCGGAAGAAGACGCCGCCAUUACAAUCUCGGCCUUGGAUCUACACGACUCAGAUUCGGAGUCGACGUAUUCAACGGACUCGGUGCUAUCAACGCCAAUGGACGUUUUCCAGCCAGCAAAACGAUCUUCGGUUCUGCUUGCGUUGUACCCCUCAUCCUCACGUCCAACAACCGCUGAAAAGAAGGAGCUGUACGAUCCUUUUGCGAAAGGCUCGAUACGGGUUGUCCCGGCUCUCCCAACCAUCCCUUCCAAAGGCGCUGUCGCCAAAUCCCGUCCUUCCUCGGGUGCUUUUGUCGUGUCCAAUGUACCUGUCUUCGAUCAGGUGAUCGAACACGAGCUCCUGCUCUCCCCGGAUGUUCCUUCACUACCUCCUUCGAUUGCCACUGAACCAGGAUCUCGAUCGUCGAAGCGAAGCAGCAUCGCCACCCUUGGCACAUCCUCUAAUCCUCCACCAGUCUCUGCUCUGCCCUUGUUGCCAACAGUGGAUGAUGAGCUGUAUAAAGAACGGAAUGGGAGGCAUCUCACCCGCAAGGUGAAGGCCUCGGAGAGUGACGCUGAGGCUGACGUCCCUCCCCCUCCCCCCAAGACAUCGAGAGAGCAAGCGACCAAGGAUUGGACCCUCACUCUGGGCGCCUUGGAGUACUACAUGGACAUGCACGACCCCAUCGACCGUCCGGCCCAUCCUGCUCCCCCAACUCUCCCCCCGAAGGAGGCCCAAGUCAGCUCAUACCUUGACAUGUCCACUUCUUCGAACGUAAACUCUGCUAGCGCAUCUAUCCGCAGCGCAAGGAGCCGAAGCAAGAGUCGGGGUAGGGGAGAGAAAAUAUCCCUUGCUACGACGCCCAUCACACAUUCGCCCCCUCUUCCUCAACCUGAGUUUGAUAGCUUUGUGUAUGAGAGCCCGAGGCCUGCGCCCUUGCCUCCGCCACUAUCGCUGACGGCAGCGCUGGCUUUACCGCCAUCUCCUGCGCCGUCUUCCCGUCGGACUACACCAUCGCCCGCACCGUCGUCCCACUCGUACGCUACCCCCUCUCUCUGCCCUUCCUCCCAUUCUAGCAUGAGGACUCGGGGGCACAGGCAGACGGCUAGCCAAUCCACUGUUACCUCCUCAAUGUCAUCAGCGACGGUCAGGAGUUACCAUAUGCCUUCUAACCACGCAUACGUUUACCCAGCAACCAACCAGCACCAGCACCAUCACCGUUCGCCGUCUCACCUUUCCAACAACUCUUCAAUCAUCUAUCCUACAUCUUCUACUACUACUCAAAAGAUUGGCAAGCGCACGAGUCGUCUUCUGAAUAUUUCGACUCGCAAAGAGAAGGAUGUCUCAACCUCGACGAGCGGAUGGUUUUAG